GCUCCCGCCCCGCCGAGGCCCGCGGGAGGCGCCGCGCGCGCCGGUAGCGCGCAGGCGCUGCGCUCCAGCCGCCUCCGGCGCGCAGGAGCGGAGCGGGGAGCAGCAGGCGAGGCGGCGGCCACCCCGCGCGCGCCCCCCGCCAGGGCCGCCGGGCGCCAUGCGGGUGCCGCUGGCCCUCCUGGCGCUCGCGCCGCUGCUGGCGGCAGCAGCCCCGGAGCGUCCGGCCGCAGCGAUUCAAGUCUGUCCUCUUAGUACUGUGUAGUACCUUGCUGGGAUAUUUACCAUGAUCAACAAUUCAAAAAAAAAUGCUCUCUGGAUUAGUGUCAACUCUGAGCCCUGAGGAAGUAAAAACCUGUUGUAAAUAGUAGCAGUAAAAAGUAUUUUUCAGAAGCAUACAUGUAGUGAACAAGAUAAUCUUCAACCAGAUACAGAAAUCUAUCUCAGUCUGCGUGUUUCUGAACUUGCUGAGAUUUGUGAAAGAACUUGUGUACAAUAUGGCAUUGUUGACAAAGUACCUUUGCCAACACAAAUUGUAAUAAAAUCCAAAAAUUUCAGGACUGUCAUGCACUGGCAUUACCCACCUGUUUUCGAAACCCCUCGUUUUACAGUGGAAAUCAAACCUUACAACUUAGGUGUUUAUAAGACCAUCUCUACUUGUGUGAACACCUCAGCUCAUUUUUGUGAUCUCUCAGGGGAAAUAGAAGACCUUUUUUCCUCCCAUUGGUUUCGAGUUAAAGCUGUUCUUGAGUCAGAACAGUCUGAGUAUGUUGAGACAAGUGAAUUUAUUUUGCGAAAGCAUGGAGAAAUAGGACCACCUAAAUUGCAUCUCUCAAGGCACAGUGACAGAAUCAUCGUUGAUAUUUAUCAUCCUCCAUUUCCAUCUGUGGAGCUUUAUCCUUGGAUCAGAAAAGUUUAUUCAGAGCUCACAUAUGCAGUGACUUUUAGGGACAGUAAAAAUCAGAGUAAAGAGGAGUUCCUUGCAGAUGAUUGUAAUAUGCAUGAAUGUAACCUGAACAUCCCCAUUCCUUCUGAAGGUUCUAUUUAUUGUGUUUCGGCGAGGGGAAGUUUAUAUAACGAUCUGAUAUUUGGCGUCCAGUCAGAAGAAAGCUGCAUUCAUGUUCCUAACAAGCAGACUUUGAGCACACAAAAUACUAUAAUUGUGGUUGGUAUCAUCCUGAGCUUUGGUCUAAUUUUGAUUACAUGUUGUGGCUUCAAGAAACUAAGGAAGAAGAACAUAAAGCUGCCUAAGUCUUUGGUCAGUGUGAUAAGAAACCUAAACACAGACAACUUUCUAGAACCAAAAUUAGAGACAAACUACAACUCUGUGGUAAGCCUCAUGCCAGAUGAGGCAGCAUCGCCAGUGAAUGAUGAAGUGAACCCGCUGAAGGUAGAGCAAAAAGAAGGAAUUGUUAAUCCUGAGAAUUCCAGUGAAGGAGCAUCUUGUAUUCUUCUGCCAGAGGUACCAAGCAACACAGGAGAGGUUUCUGUGCAGGAAAGCACAGAGGAGGUAUCCUCUGAUGAUGAACAAAGUCAUAAAGUGAAAGACAAUUAUUUCAUUUCUGGCAAUAAUCAAACAGAGUUAUGCAGUAACUCUUCAGAUCCAGAGGUUUCUACCACAGAAGUACAACAAACAGUAAAUCAAAGCAGCUGUCUCAAGUUUUCGGGCUAUGACAAGCCUCACGUGCCAUUAGAUAUGUUGAUAGAUGUUGGUGAAGAACAGCCUGUGAUUGCAUACAGGCCCACUGACUAACCAGGGUAGCUGCAGCAUUUAACCAGAACUCAUGAAGAAAAGCAUUACUGAAGAUUAUGGAGAGUAUUGGUAAUGUUAUCAACAUCUAGAAGUUUUAAAAUAUCCUGAUCCAAACAGAAUAACUAGUAUAUAACUUACUACAGUGGGAUGCUGAAAUGCAACUGAGAGUAGUGCCUGAGAACAACGUAAAAAGUGGGGAAAAGUUUCAUAAUAACCUGUCACUUCCAGAAGCGUUUGUGUAUAUGGCAUAGAGUACUAUUUGAAACAGGAAGUAGUAAGUUAAUUUUUUAAUAGUACUCUAUGGAGAACAGAUAUUUCAUGAAGGAAUAUAAAGCAGUUGCUGUAUCAUUGUUCCAUUCUGUCUCAAAUCCUUUUCAAAAUUAAUUCUGUGAACUGAAUACUUAAAGUCCUUCACUUGUUUAUGAGAGGUGUUCAAGAAAUGUUUGAGAGUUUUUUGCCUUUAUUGAAGGUGUUCUGUUGUUUCUCUUUGUUUUCUCUUAAAUGCUUAAAGGAUAUUUCUGUUUUAAAAGAAAUCCUACUAUUUCUUCGAAGAGUAUACUUAUAGCUUUUUCAUGCACCAUGAAGGAACUGAGUAAUUUGGUUCCAUGGCCAGGAACCAGCUAUUCAUUAUGUUCUGUUCUGCAAUUAGAAAUGUGCACUGGAGGACUAGUACUUCCUACAUUUCAGUUAGUAAACAUUAGACUUUUUCCUUCAGUAAACAUUAGACUUUUUCCUUCAGAGCACAAGUCCUGUGACUCUAAAAAAGGCUAUUUUAAAAAAGUUAUGUUAUCUGUGUAUAGCUGCAUUGAUUUGGGUUGCCUAGAUACACUGUGUAACCAAGUCACGUUCUCAAACUCCUAUUCUAGCAGGCUGACUGACCCUCAUUGAAAGAAGUUUGUUUAAUGUCUGGUUACACAAAUUCUUUAGAAAAUGUUUUCAAAAUUCAAAAGUUUGUCUUCCUCCAGAGCAUUUCUUUUCUAUUCUUAUUCUUAGAACAGUGUGGUUUUUGAUAGAAGUCAACAGGAGUCCAGCCAGUCACAGCUAAGCUGUUUUCUAGCAGGUUGAAAAUGACUACCAUUUUUCAGUUCUUGUGACAUAAGUCAGAAACUACACCAAACUAUCUCCCUCCAAAAUACAUCUCAAAACAGAAGUAGUGUGAUAAUUUGUAGUUCUGAAGUUAGUCACCUGACAGCACUUUGAAUUUUGAAGGAUAAGAUUAUAAUUUUGAAAGUCGAAGAAUGAGAGUUAUAUUUCUUAUUUAAAAAUUUUGAGUCUAAUGCCUAUAAUCCAGUUAUUUUUCCCUUUAGACAAGAUUUUAUGGUAAAUGGUUUUUUUCUGGGUUUUUUGGAAAUGUUUACAGUAGGUUUUAAUGAAGCUUACUUCAGGGGAAAAGGAUAUUUUUUUUACAGACACAAGAUGGUGUGUCUGCACACUUUUUUUUUUUUUUACAAAAGUGUCUAUUUUAAAAGAUGUUUUUUGUAGGCGUAUCAUUAGUAUUUGAAAAGCUCAUAAAUCUUGACUAUUACAGCAAAUGGUUUUGAAGGAAAACAAGUAUUGUAGUACUGCUGUCCUUACCUUUCUCACUGGUAUGAAUAUUCAUAAGAUAAAGUUAGUUUCUAGAGGACCCACUGGACUGCUCUCUUUCCUGCAAAUAUCAGACGUUAACCACAGUGGUAUAUGCACAAUUCCCAAAGGGUUCAGGAGAAUAGCAGUCUUUCCCUUCUCUACUCACAGGAAGACAAUAGUUCUGCUAGUAGUAUUUUGAUAGUUUGAGGAAAAGACGAAUCAAGUAGGCAAAUGUUGCAGUUAUGUUGUAACAGAAAGCUGAGUUAAAGAUUUCAGUAUGUUUUAACUGACUUUGUAUUUCUACAUUAGAUUUCAGUCUAGUGGGACCAUCUGAUUUUUUUUUCAAUGUCAUAUUCUGGGUUGAGUUCCUAGCAAUUGGUGCAGGUGACUCAUUUUUCAGGAUCUAACUGUGUAUCUCCACAGCAGAAGGGCAGGAAAUAAGUCUCUGUCUUCUAAGGAGGCUUUGAAAAUCAAAAUUAACUUGGAGUUGAAGUUUCGACUAAACUGACUUUGGUUAAUAAUAUGGAUCACCACUGAAGUGUGCUUUUAGCCAUCUGUGCUACUAAGGAGAUGGGCAGCUGUGUUUUGUACAGAGUUUGAAGCUGUUGUCCUUUCUUCCAGGUUUUGUAGGUUUGUUGAUAAAUAUGAACUGCAAUAAAUACCUUGGAAAGUUAUAAAUGUCAGAUAGUCCUGUGAGUGGAAGGGACCAGCCAGGUGCUAGGAUAUAGGUAAGGGUAGGUAUAGUUAAGAUUGAUCAGAAGUAACACAGAAAUAAAUAUGGGAAGAAUUUGGCAUGGUGGGUAGUUUUGUGUAAUGGAAAGGCACUGUUACUCUGUAACCUGAAACUCAAGCAUAGGAGCUUAGGUAUUUUGUACUAAGCAACAUAUACAUAUGUAACUAACCUCUUCUUGAAACUAUCACAAGAAUAACUUUUAAUAACUGAAAAUUUCUACACUAUAGUUACAAAACCACUGAAGCAUCACUUUCAGUACAGGUAUGUCAUCCAGGUGCUGUGUACUUAACCUUGGAAGUCAGUGGGAUGGGGACAGUUUGAGCCAACCACGGAGUACAUCUGGAUGUUUCAAUUGCUCAGACAGCUUUCAGGUUUUAUGACUGUGAAUUGGAGAAGUUUGCAGGGAGCAUAAAGCACCAGGUUAUUUUAUUCAUUAGCUGUGACUGACUGAAAAUGAGGUCACAGUGAGACAAAAAUGCAUCCCCUGGGUUAAACUAGGCUCCAUCUCCCACAGUCUUGUCUCCAGCAGUUCUUAGUAUUUAGAGAGAGCCUAGGAACAAGGUAAGUGCAUAAUGGUAUUUCUGCCAGCAUACAAUCCAGCUCCAGCAACCUGCAGUGUGGGGACUUCCUGAGCUGGGGAACAUGGAAAUACCUUACCAGCUACAGCUAACAACUUUUCUAAGAAUUUCUUUAGUUGUCCUUUUUGUGUGAACUUUGCAAUUUUUUAAUCUACUGUGCAAUUAAUAGUAAAGUAUUGUGGUAACAUUCUGUGCUGGCAAGAAGCAUCAAAUGCUGUGUUUUUAUGCUUUUUCAUAUAAAUAUAGUUUAAAAAAUGCACACUUCAAAUCUACUGACAUCUGUGAAAAGAAGACAUCUUAUAGUGGUCCCAGUUGCUUAGAACAGAUGUGCAUAUUUGUAUAUAGUCCCUCACUGGUUGAGAUUCCAAGGAGAGAGACCUGCAUGCAAAGAGCUGUUUGUCUUAAGCUAGAAGUAACUGGUUGCUCUGAAGUAGUGCCACGUAAACAGUUUAAUACAAGUAAAUACUUAAUUCAUAUUAAUAGUUUCAGCAUGUCUCAAAAAAAAAAAAAAAAAGCAGCACCUUUCAUCUUACCAAAUAAGUACUCUACAUUAAAGCCAAAAUACAGAGGUUUUCUAUAGUGACCUGCAUAAGUAUCUUUAGUAUGAUUUUUAAAAACUCGGUCUUUUAAGUAUGAAACCCUUAUUUAUUAACAUUUUUCAUAUUCUCUAAAUUAAUGCAAUCAUUGGGCUAGAUGGAACCUCCAGAAGUCUAGUUCAUUUUUCUCCUCAGAAAUCUCCACAUCGUUCCUCUAGCAUGUCUCUCUAAUGACUACAAAACGUCACCAGGCAAUCUAUUCUAGUAGAGCAUUACCCUUCAAAAAUAUUUUUGCAAUGUCUAAGCCAAGUCUUCUUGGCUUUGGUAAGCUCAGCGUUCUAUCCAAAAUGGACCUGCUGAGCAUACUUUGAUUCUUUUCUCAAGUUUAUAACUAAACUGCUUGUAAAUACUGUAAAUUUUAAAUGUUUUUAUAUUGAAUUAAAAAAAAUCUGAGGCAAAUAAUGUGCUCUGCUUUUUGCUGCUGUUAACUUUUAUACUGAAGAAUAAAUCUGCAUUUUGAAGCUUG
This is a messenger RNA of Dromaius novaehollandiae (emu), 5689 nucleotides long. It is a transcript of the gene IFNGR1, whose product is annotated as interferon gamma receptor 1. Gene Ontology annotation, cellular component: plasma membrane. The record is from RefSeq and is a predicted model, not a curated record. The coding region runs from base 563 to 1750 and encodes 395 amino acids. Lineage: Eukaryota; Metazoa; Chordata; Aves; Casuariiformes; Dromaiidae. Gene Ontology annotation, molecular function: cytokine binding; cytokine receptor activity. Gene Ontology annotation, biological process: type II interferon-mediated signaling pathway. The transcript is spliced from 9 exons.